UAUCAACAAGGUAUGUGAAACACUCUGUUUAGAUUUCAUUGAAUGACUGAUUUUGUUUUCAAAAUAAUAUUGUCUCUGUUCUGAAACUGCGUAUAUGAUUGAAUCACAUUGUUGAUAUUAGAUAUAAAUAUGCAUUAAAACGUUGAAACAUAUAUUAGCCAUAUAUUUGUUGAUAUAGAUUGGACGUUGAGAAAAUUAUAUACGGUUUGUAUGUCUUUGCUUAAUAUGAUACAAUUUUAAAACGUUGAAACAUAUGAUGGUAUCGUUGAUGUAUGUCUAUGCUUAAUAUGAUGGUAGUGUUAGUGAUAACUCUUUACUCGUAUAUAUGACUGUGAAGGAUAUGAUAUGAAUGGUUUCUUUGUGAUAACUCUUGACUGAUAGAUAUAUUGUUGAUGUAGCCGAGUAUAGAUAUGACUGUGAAGGAGAAUAAUGGUUUGUUUGUGAUAACUCUUUACUCGUUAUAGUUACAUUGGUUAGGUUUAGUCUAGAUGCUUCUUAUAGUUACAUUCGUUAGGGUUAUAUUUCAAUCGUAAUUGCUUAUAUCUACUCGUUAUAGUUACAUUGUAAUUGGUUAGGCUUUUUAGGUGUGUAAUAAUAACUUCAGAUUAGACAUUUCUUGUUGAUGGUUAGUCAUUAUGUGGGUUAGUUAUUACUCUCCACUUGCUUAUAUCUACUCGUUAUAGUUAUUACUCUUCAAUUGCUUAUAAUUAAACCCCAUCUCAUCCCCCAUAAAUAUACACACCUACUACUCUCUUCUAUCAUCUCACUCUCUUCCUUCUUCCAUACUCAUAUGGAUCCAAAGUAUCCUCAAUCUCAGUCCUCUAGUUACGUAGGACUGCUUCACAGUCAACAAGGUAGUGUGUUCCAUAAAAACUUUCCUUUCGAAAGUUUUCAUUCGAGUGUUAACUUUGGAGAAUCAGAUAUCCCGGCGUUUAGCUCACAACAAUCUCAAGAGACACCAGUGGACCGUGUUGUUCGUCGCAAAUGGACACCAGCUGAUGACGAUGUCCUUAUAAGUGUGUGGCUUAACACUUCCAAGGAUCCGAUAAUUGGAAACGACCAGAAGUCGGGGACGUUUUGGCAGAGGGUUGUGGACUAUUACGCAGCAAGUCCUCAUGGAGUAGAGGAAGGUGAAAAGAGAGAGCCUCAACAAUGCAGGAAGAGAUGGGGCAGAAUCAAUGAGCACGUCAACAAAUUCUGUGGGGCGUAUUCUGCAGCAGAGAGACAACACUCAAGUGAUGAGAAUGACUGUGAUGUUCUCAAGAAGGCUCAUGACAUCUUCUACUCUGAUCAUGACCACAAGUUUACACUUGAGCAUGCGUGGUGUGUGCUUAGGCAUGAACAGAAGUGGCGUUGCCUUAACCCUCCUAGAGCUACUGGCGGUUCAAAGAGGAAAAAUGUUGCAGAAACUUCAAGCACCAAUGCUCCAGACACCAAUGCUCCAGAAACCAAUGUUGCAGAAGCUGAGACCCGGCCUGAAGGUAUCAAGGCUGCUAAGGCAAGAAGGAAUGGUGGGAAAGGGAAGUCCGUGGCUGAGUAUGCGAGUAUUUGGGCAAUGAGAAAGGAUGAUUUGGAGAAGAAGGAGACACUGUCCAAGCUGGCUAUACUGGACACUCUCUGUGCCAAGAAAGAACCAUUAACUGAGGCGGAGGAAGUGGUGAAGAAUAAGCUUCUUGCCAAGUAUUUCUGAAAACAAGAGUUCGAGAUCUAAUGUGUUGCUUUAACUAUGCUGUCCUUUGUAUUAUCUUAUCAAUGCUCUGCUUUGUAGUAUCUUAAGUAUGCUUUGUAUGCUUUUUAUUUUCUGUUAUGUAUGUGUACUCGUUAUCUUUCAAUCAAUAAAAAUAUGUUAUCUUUCAAGUUUAAAAUUAUGUGUUAUUAAUGUCUGUUCUUAUGCCAUAAUUAUCUGAAAAUUAUGUGAUAUU
Molecule: messenger RNA, 1922 nt
Organism: Raphanus sativus (radish)
Lineage: Eukaryota; Viridiplantae; Streptophyta; Magnoliopsida; Brassicales; Brassicaceae
Product: glutathione S-transferase T3-like
Exons: 1
Coding region: 791-1690 (299 amino acids)
Source: RefSeq, a predicted model, not a curated record